This is a messenger RNA of Schistosoma intercalatum, 1836 nucleotides long. NCBI's taxonomy places the organism in Eukaryota, Metazoa, Platyhelminthes, Trematoda, Strigeidida, Schistosomatidae. The record is from the annotation of a GenBank genome assembly.
CCGCAUCAAGUUUUUAUUAAGUCACGUAUUUUCCAGAUGUCGGGAAACUCAUCACAGUCACAAUGUAUCAUGGAAUCGCUAGACAGUUUUUUCCGGUGUAUAUUAUCUGCUAAGUUAGACGAUCAAAAAGUUCUGUCAGUAAGUAUAAGCUUAUUUUGAUUUCUCCACAGAAUUCGGUACCGCUUAUUGGGAAACUAGUGUUCGCUGAUUCGAAAAUCACUUAUAGUGAAGCACUAUACUUAUUUUGUCGACUUGAACGUGAUUAUGUAUCUCUUGACAUAUUUCCUAAUAGAUCUUUAUUCUCACGAAAAGAGGUAAACAUUCUGUCACAUUGUUAAGUACAACAGGACUGUUUAGAAUCAUAUAACUCAUUACGUGCUGGUUUUGACAGUGUAUUCAACAGUCCUACUUUGUCAAAUAAUGAGCUUUAUUUUUCUGUAUAUAUGCAAAUCUUAACUGCAUCCAGAGGACAAUUAAUAUCAUUAUAUCGAAAAAUUGCAGAAAAUCCCCUAUUAAUUAUUACAAGCUGUUCGUCACUCAUCAGUUCUCUCAAAAAUAUAUUAAACCAACUUUCAGUUACUGAAAAUGAACUUACCAAAGCAUUUCUCCAUAUAUCUCAAUCAAUCAAACUAGAAGUAGUCAUACUACAUGAAUUGCUUAGUGCUCAAAUUGCAAUAUCAGAUCUCAUGUUUUUGGAAUCUUUGCUUAGUUUAAAUCGAGCAAAAGAUAAUCUAGAUAAACUAGGUAAACUUCUGAACUCUAAAGGUAGUACUUCACCGUGUAAACAGUUACCACUUGUAGCAUGGCUUGAAUGCUUUUACGCUCAUUUGCUUAGUAAAUAUACUUUAUACUGGUUUGAAAUCUUGGUUCGUUCUGCAUCCAAUGUUCACGAAACUGAAGAAACGGCAAACUCAGAAAAUCUUAAUCUGGUUGCUAAUAUUACAAGAUUUCAACGAGAAUCUAAUGCACUAAAUAUCUCAUUAUUAUUCGAUACAACUUGUCAGUCAUUUCCAUUCCUUGGACAUGGUUAUGUUUUGAGAGGUUCUUUUGGUGAUGCACCAAAAGGAAUUGAAAGUAUUCCACCAAUUUUUAAUGCUCCGUUGGGUAGCUCAUUGUCUCCGGUUGAUAUUUACACAAUUGUUAUGCAAAUCAACAGUACUCUUCAUCUUAGUGGUGAUGAUAAAAUUGAUGUUAGUGAAGUUUUAAAGCAACCUCGUUAUGUAUAUGACGAGAAAUUGAAUCAUACAUAUUAUAUUAAAAAAUUAGAAUGUCGUGUAUUUUUAGCUCUGGUUUAUGAAGGUUUGAAAUCCCAUAAAGAUAAAUUAAUUAAUGAAUUUAUAUCAAUGCUUACAGAUACGAUUUGUUUACAUAAAGUAGUCAAUCUGCUGAAACAGCACCGACAACAGUUCUCUUCAUCAUCACCAUCUACUGAUCGAAGAAGUUUACGGUCAUUUUUUUUUCACUGAAUCUCCCUACCGUCCUUUUUUAUCAAUCUCUAAUCGUUCUAGUCAGAUAAUUUAUACUUUUCAUUAAUCGCUUAUUGCACAGAUGAAGAAUUUUUGAGUGUGACUUUUCUAAAAAAAGAAUAAUAAUUUGAAAUAAAGAAAUAUUAGUUGUAGUCUCUUAUUCAAUAUUUCUUUUGAGUGAAAUGACUAGUCAACUUUGUCUUUGAGAACUGAUAACAGUGCAAAAUUGUGUUUUACAGUACUUAGUUUGUUUCUAGAGGAUUACACAAACAAGAUCUAAUUCGUAAUGUUUUAAUGGUGCUUAAUCAAGAUACUUGCAGAGUACUGGAUUGUAUUUGAUUUUAAUCUACGCAGUUAAAUAAACGAUUAA